GUUGGGGCCCUGUUGAGAACGCGGACAGACAGAGCACAAGUAGACCGGUUUCAAGCUAAGCUAAUUCAAUCAAAUUUGCGCUUUUUUUGUUUUGAUAGUUUGCAUUUGUCCCGUUUGCGGCACAUGCUCGGAUCAGAUUGAAAAAUACCGAAGCUAUCUGUUCCUACAACAGCCAGCAGGCUAACACUUAAACCCGGUAUUUACUUUGUAAGCCGCUUCUGUGCUAGCGAGCUAAAUUGGCGCCAGUCGGGUGUUUGACAACAGCGCGGUUCAGUCACGUUUCCCGGUGUUGUUGUUUGUAGCCGCUAAAGUGAACUGAGCUAGUUUCCGUUUAGGCGCAAACUGCAGAAAAGACAAAAGCGCACCACGAUAGCUUAAAAUAAAAAAGUUAAGUAUGGCUGAAUUCCUGGAAGAUCCGUCGGUCCUCACGAAGGAUAAGCUGAAGAAUGAGCUCACAGCCAACAAUGUGGCACUUCCCAGCGGAGAGCAUAAGAAAGAGGUGUACGUGCAGCUGUAUCUGAACAACCUAACGGUGCUCAACGAUAAGAAGAGCCCGCCUGUAGACACCUUCUCCAGCGAUGAAGAGUUGCCCACUCCCGUGGUGUCCAACAAAAGUCGAUCUGGAAGAAAAGCUACAAAAAAGACAGACAAGCCUCGCUCAGAGGAAGCAGAGGUGACAGAUCUCACAGAUGACGAUUUAAAACAACAGCUGGCCAAACAUGGUGUGGAAACAGGACCCAUUGUUGCCACCACCCGUAAGCUGUAUGAGAAGAAGCUGCAGAAGGUUUUGGAGCAGCCUCCAGCCGAGCCUGAAGCUCCUGCAGAGGUCACAGAGGUCACAGCUCUCCCCAAGGUGGACAGUAACCAGAACGGAAACACAAACUCUGACCACUACAGUGACAAGGAAGAUGAGGAGAUUGCUGAACCUGAGCCAGAGCCCGUUCCCGUGGUGGAGAAGGCUGUGAGGAGCCGAGGGAAAACUCCAGUUACGUCCAGAACCAGCAGCAGACGACUCGCUAAGGUGGUGGUGGUGGAGGAAAUUCUUACUGAGGAAACCCCGAAGAAGGCCAGCGAGAGUGUGGUGGAAGAUAUCCUCGCCAAUGAAAUAAGCACACCAACAGCCUUGAGUGCGACCUGCAGGCGUCCGAUCCGAGGGGCAGCUGGGCGGCCAUUGCAGCCCAGUGACUACUGGCUGGAUGAGUCCCGUGUGAAGCGCAGCGUCCACUCUGAGACCCGCCCUUUCUCCGAGUCUUUCUCCAGAGGGGGCAGCUCCGUCUCUUCGAGCAAAGCUCCAGCCCAACCAGGCUUCCUCUCCAUCUUGUUCAAGCUCCUGCUCCUUGUGGUGGUGGCUGCUUCUCUCUUCUAUGUCUACCAGAACCUGGAUGCAGAUAACAUCAACGCCCUCAAAGGUCUCCUGGACAGCGUCGUCGUCCCCCUUCAGGGCGCUGUGAAGAACGCAGCCCGCUACCUGGGCCUCGGCAGCAGCGGCGCCCCCAAGAUCGCCGGCAAGUAAAGACGCAGUCUCUCACCCACCACCCCCCCCCCCCCCCCCCCCCCCCCCCCACCGCCACCUCCCUGCCACUUGCCACACACACACAGCACACGCAGUAAACUUGGCUCACCUUCUCUUUACCCACGUGUUUUUGGACAGAGGUUACAGAUUGAAUUGUAGCCAUGAACUUUCUCCUCUCUGGACCGCAGCUUCCCUCACACCACAAGAGGAUCACAGUAGCUUCUGGAUAACACUGUUUUGUGGCAGUCAGAAGAGACUCAUUUAAUGUUGUUUUUAAUCUGUGAAUUCUUUGUGUCUUUGUGCGUAUUUAACCCUUGUAUGUAGAAGAGCAGGUGCAGGAUGGAGAGGCCAGUUUAUCCAUGCAUGGUUGUAGUCUAUGAAGGUCAUACUGUAGUUUCUAACUCUCUGUGCCAGGCUUUUUUCUGACUGUGAAGUGCCUGGACACUCUUAGCACGUCCCAGUUUAAGCACAAAGCAGUGCUACUCCUUAACCAGAAUGUUUUUGUGUUUCCAGAUGAAUUUCAACACUUUAUCUGUAGCUAUACAGUUAGGUAGAGAGAUUUUUUAUUUCAAUGGUGCUCAGGUCAAUUCAGCUCAACGUUUUAUUUUCAUUUUGUAUGUGGUCCUUGCUGGGAGGAGACUCAGAGUAAUCAGGUUCCAUCACUGCAUGAGGAAAAUCUGCCCAAGUCCAGGUUAAGAUAUACAAAGAGAAGUUAUCAGUGGCUGAACACAGCUUUUAUCAUUGUAAAUGGGGCUCUUUUUCAUUAUGAAAAAAAGUACUUUCUGAUCGCUCCGUAUUGUUAUCAUGAUUAUUUACUUUCAUCACAACAUUCGUAUCAAGUUCUUAAUGAAACGGUGUUUGAUUAUUGAUCAUGUAAUACUUAUUUGACAUUUCUUCCUGAGGGAAACUGAAGUUGCUGUGUGUGAUUUAUGAUUUGUGAAUUUCCAGCCCUGCCAGUGUGCUGAUUUGAGUUUACAUGCUUUUGGUUUUAGUGCUUUGCUGUGCUUUCUUUCAGAUCUUUUUUAGAUUUCUGAUCCUUCAGUCCUUUACGCAGGACUGGCUGUUGCCGUGCACCACAUAGCCCACCUCACUCUGCAUGUGUCAAAUUAUGGCAGAUCUGCAGAGAAGACACAUGGGACAGUAAAUCAAUUUACGCUCUUCAGACCUCUUUGACGACUUCUGCCAGAGCAAAUACCCACGAUGAAGAGACUGUAUGUCACCUGCAGAGGGAGGAGGAGGGGGGGGGGGGGGUUUCACUGGAGGUGAUGAUGGGCGUGGAAAGAUUUCCGGGGCAUCUUUGUUUCUAUUUUGAUAUUUUUCUAAAAUGGCGUGUUGAAUUUUUUUUAUAGUACAUUUUAAGGUAACAUUUGAAAGCAAUACGAAAAACAUGAAAGUGAUACUGAAUUUUAAUUUUGCUGACUUAACACGAGUGAUUAAUUAUCAGGCAGCUCCCACAAUGGACUGAAACAACUAGGGUUAUGUGGUUAAGGAUUUUUAAUCAUGUAUUUAUGAUAUUGUAAGCAGUGUAUCAUAAAAUAAACGUGGCUGUUACCAGAUA
Trematomus bernacchii (emerald rockcod) is the source of this 3071-nucleotide messenger RNA. Its product is annotated as lamina-associated polypeptide 2-like. Gene Ontology annotation, molecular function: DNA binding. Bases 395 to 1513 code for a protein of 372 amino acids. The record is from RefSeq and is a predicted model, not a curated record. Lineage: Eukaryota; Metazoa; Chordata; Actinopteri; Perciformes; Nototheniidae. The transcript is spliced from 6 exons.